AUGGAGCUCGUGAACCAUCGGGGGGUAACAACAGUUGUGGACAAGAAGGACCUCGUGUCGAUCGCGGACAACAAAUGGCUCACGGACGGAGUUGUCGAUUUUCACAACGUGCUGCUAAGCAUCCGGUGGCCGAGGCUGAAGAACGGCAAAACAUGGGCUGCGAUCGACUGCAAUGCUUGGGCGAAUACCACGGGGUUCAAUGCUCCAGUCAGUGCCGGUGGCGGGCUCCCUCUUCUCGAGCACGACUAUCUCGCUGUUCCCGUCUACCUCGACCAACAUUAUGCCCUGGUGAUUGUUACAUCGCCUAUCCGGAUGGUGGACACGAGGGCCAAGGGGGAUGACGCGCCUUUUGAGAUGGUGUUGCUGGACAGCUCCCGAAACCCCAAGAACGUGGACAAUAUUUUCUCCGGCACAAAGGUGGUGCUCUCUACACUCGCGCAUGCCACGCAUCCACAUGCGGACAAGGCGCACAUGGCAAAGAUGCUUGAAGAUGUCGAGUGCCAUGUGCUCACAGUGAGUGUAUCAAUACCAUACACCAAGUUGACGGCCACGCUGGUGGACACCAACUUCGACACUCUGAAGAGUGGCUUCUGGUUCAGAGGAGUAAGCGCGUUUGCGUACCGUCGCAGCAUGCGCUCUGAUUUACGCGGGCACGCCAUGGGUGAGUUGCUGCGGAAGCUGGAGGAGGAAGGCUUGGAGAUCCCUUCACAGCAAUCUGGGACGACUACGAACACGAAGCGCGAAGUCGGUGUGAUGAAUGCCGGCUUCACAGCCAUAAGCAGUGUGCUAGGGCUCACAAGGGACCAGUUGAUAGCUGCCGGUGCUACGCUCUCGCAGCUGGGUGUUGUGGGCGAGCAGAGCGCAAAGGAGCACGAUAAUUGCAGGCAUGCACCAGCGACGCCAGGUCGGCCCUCUGGGUCCGCAAAGCCCAAACAUGACAGCCCUGACGAUGAUCUCAAGGGGUCCAGCACCAGAGUCUCGCUUGACAGCAAGUUCGCGGCAACAGUUGGCGCAUUCAACACGUUCCCGGCCCAGUUGCCCAUUCCCGGCACCAUUCCGCACUGGGUGUUGUCCCGACUGCAUGGAGGAGGAGUUUCCACCCUGCAUCCCUCCUUACAGAUGUAUGGACUGUUGCAAGAAGGUGCGGCAGGACCCCGAGCCUUCGAUGCUCCACUGAAAGAAGAGCCAGUGCCGGGAUGCGAGGAUGGUGAUGAAGAAGAAGAGGGGGAUAGUGACUCCGAAUCCAAGCCGACAAAGUACACAGGGGUUUAUGUGGAGGCGGGCACAGGCAAGUUUGGUGUGAAGAUUUUAAUGAAGGACGAGCACGGGAAGAAGAGACAGAAGAGGGUGGGUGCCUACACCACAAUAGAGGAGGUUGCGAUUGCGUACGCUGCGGCCGCAUAUGUGCUGAGGCCCAAAGACAGCAUUCGGGGUCACACAGUGGCAUUGUCAGCGGCUGACAAGGCGGCAUUGAAGGGGUGUACUGGUGAAAUACUAAAGGUGUUGGUGGACGGCCGCAUGUGGUGGCGCUGGAGGGUGUGGAGAGAGGCUUACGAGGUUCUCAAGCGGAAGGCAACAAAGGCAAAGAAGACUGCAACACCUGCAAAGCGGGGGCGGAAGCGUAAGCAGACGGGCGAGCAUGGUGGGGCCACGGUCACAGAUGGUCAAUGUGAGAAGGCUGGUAGUGAGGACACGCUGCUUGUCGGGAACGAGUCUAACGAAGGGAAGAAGACCAAGAAAUCACCUGACUUUGACGUCGCGAUCAUGUCAUCGUGUUUUCCUUACCUCCCCUUCUUCCCCGUGUCCACGUCUGUAGAUAACACGGGUGGCGAGACAUCCGAAGCGUCCCCGGGCAGGGCACUCUCUCAAGGUCUGCAAACCGACUCUCAGGAUGCUCGGCCGAAGGACGACGAUGCGGGUCGUAACUCGAGGUGGAUGUGCGUCGACGACGUCGGGGCUGGCGCGGCAGAGCCCUCAACCAGAGUGAACGACGCUAACGACGAAGAGGAUGAUGAGGACGUGGGUGCAGCAAUGCGCAACAUGUUCGACAACAACAUGUACCGCGAGGACGAACCGUUGGACACGAAUGGCGAGGAGGUGCGCGUUUCUGCCAGCGUAUUCAGGAGCCUCCUGAAGUCGCAGGAUGAGAGUGCGCAGAAGGUGGCGCGCUUAGAAACUCUCCUCCUUAAUGCUCUGGCCAAAGCCAACGGUGGCUCCCAUCGUCGCAAAGCGGAAAAGCAGAGGGAUCCCUCUCAGGAAUGCAUGAACCCGAAACGCGCGUGUCGCGUGGAGGCCGUGGCCGACGAUGACGACGAUGACAAUGUGGACGAUGACGAUGACUACGAGGAUGUGGCAAACACCCGUACGCGUCGUAGGCAUUUGCGGUCAGCGAGGUCGCCCGUUUUGCAGCGUGCCCUGGACCUGCUGCCCGCGGACAAGGCUUGGAAGCGACUAUGCGAACAUGUCCGUGUGCAGCUGUUCAUGAAGAAGCCCAACGCCAGCAUGACUUUCUACCCAAGCUCCGACGACAAGACAUACGGCGUGUGCAGUGUGCUUGACUGCCUGCCGCACAGCUUUGCCUGCCUUGCGCUGGCGGCAGACAAGACUUGUCGCGCGGAUCUGAACAAGACACUGAGCGAGUGGAAGACUCGGGCUGCUUCUCGAGUUAGGGACAUUGCGCUACCCAAGCUUGGAUUCUUUCGCGAUGAGCGUGACGAGCUAAAACCGCUUGUGCUGUCGAACUGGUCGAACGAUCGCGAUGGAAUGCCAUUCGCAUCUGGCGCGUUUGCUGCGUGCGCCAAGGCUGCCUUCAAUCCCAAGAAGGCCGCAAUGCCACUGUCGCUGAAGGUGUACCACCUUGCCUGGCUGGAGCACGUGGUGACCGACAGCAUAAUGUUCUGGGAGCGCCGGAUGGGUCGACUCUCCAACUCUGCGGGUGGCAACGGCCACGUGGUGAACGGUCUGAAGGUGCUGGUGAAGGCGUCGGUUUCGUCCGCGAUCCGUCACUACAACCCAGACUACGACACCGAGAAGGAGGAGUGGAUAUGGGGGCGCCAUGGCCUCCGCAUUUCGGCGUGUGGCCUCGAAGACAUGAAGCCAAACGCUGGCGCUGUCGCGGAGGAGGGCGCAGGCGAUGAUGCGCAGUCGGUGUCUGUCGAUGCCGAGUGA
This is a messenger RNA of Closterium sp. Yama58-4, 3168 nucleotides long. The record is from the annotation of a GenBank genome assembly. Lineage: Eukaryota; Viridiplantae; Streptophyta; Zygnematophyceae; Desmidiales; Closteriaceae.